CCGAAUCGUUUAGCAGUUUCAAAAUCAAAAUUAAACACCUAUAUUUUUAUACUAUCAUAUUGCAUGAAUUUAAAUAGCUGUCAGAGGAAAUGAGGUGUAACGAAAAGGAAAUCGUUUGUUUUUCAGCUGAGCCUGGCGACAAGGAAGGAAGAUUAUUUUACAAAAGCCCUGGUUUCAGAGAAGUUUACAAGGAAAGAUGGUUUAAGCUCAAAGGAAAUCUACUUUUCUACUUUCGAUUGAAUGAACAUGGAGCAGUGUUUGAGAGUGAACCUGUUGGUGUGAUUGUUGUUGAACAAUGCAGGAUUCAGCCUGAAUUAUAUACAGAGAUAUCAAACGCCUUUUCUAUUACAUUUGUAAAGGAUUUUGAAAAAAGACACUAUUUUGGAUGUCAAACUACAAAACAGUGUGAAGAAUGGAUGAACUGUUUAAAAGUGUGCAGCUAUGAAUACCAAAGAACACGCCUAAAAGAGUUGCAAACAUUAUUAUGUCAAAGAACUGGAAUUGAUCCCCUGGCUGCAUUUUCAAAGAUAAAUGAGAAAGAAGUUGAAGAAACAGAUGCUGACAGUUAUUUCAACCAUGUUCAUUUAUUUUCUAAAACAAAAUCUGAUUUCACAAAUCACUUAUAAGCACAUGACAUUUUCGUUCUACUCAAAAAAGAAAACCUCAGGUUUACUUUAUACAUAUCUGUACAAAAUUUUUAAUUUAUUUUAAACAGAAACUAUUGUAUUUUUUGAAAUCAUAUUACACAUGUUUCCUAAUACUCUUGUUAUGCAUUUAUGCAAAGUUUUGAAAUACUCAUAUUGUUUUUAACUAAUUUAUUGUGAUAAAAUCAAUGUGAGUGUCACUUUUC
Molecule: messenger RNA, 850 nt
Organism: Uloborus diversus
Lineage: Eukaryota; Metazoa; Arthropoda; Arachnida; Araneae; Uloboridae
Product: pleckstrin homology domain-containing family J member 1-like
Exons: 8
Coding region: 90-626 (178 amino acids)
Biological process (GO): retrograde transport, endosome to Golgi; endosome organization; receptor recycling
Cellular component (GO): trans-Golgi network; recycling endosome; early endosome
Source: RefSeq, a predicted model, not a curated record